CCGGCCCUUGCCGCCACGCCCCUUCUCCCGCACCAUCCCAUCCCCAUCCCCCGCCUUCAGUCUCCGACCUGCUGCAGCCCGAGCUGGGGGAGCGGAGCAUGGUGGGGAGGGGAGCCGGGCAGGCGACCCGGGGGACGGCGGCGCCGCUGCCUCUCCCCACCAGGCGGCCCCGGAUCCCACUGGAUAGCCUGAGGGCACACCGACCGCGCCUCUAGAGUCACCCCGCGCCAUCCCCUCCCCUCUUCUCUGUACUUCUUUCCAUCCUUCUCGUCCUUAUCCUCCCCACCCUUCCCUGGGCUCCGGACCGCCGCCCUCUCUUCACUCCUGGACCAGCCCUUCUGGGCGCCCCUCUUCCCUAGGGAGAUGCGAUGAGCCGGUGCUCCUGCGUCCUCAUCGUCGCCCCGGGCACGGUGCCCGUCCAGUGCCCGUGCUGGGGAGGAAGCACCCCGCGGUCCCUCCGUGAGGCCCCUCGCUUGGGCCCCGCCCCAGCUGGCGUCCCUGGGCCAUGCCCCAGGGGACCCAGCCACGGGGUGGGCUCUAGAGCGAGGGGGGUGGAGAGGAGAAAGGACGGGGCCUUUGGCGCCUCUGAGAUGCUCCUAAGCACCACGGGGUGCCGAGCGAGGCGCAGGCAACCGGGUGGUAGGCAUGAUGCCCUCGACUAGUGACUCCAGCCGCUCUCUGACCAGCCGGCCCAGCACCCGGGGCCUUACUCACCUCCGCCUCCACCGACCCUGGCUGCAGGCCCUGCUCACGCUGGGGCUGGCCCAGGUGCUCCUGGGCAUCCUGGUGGUCACCUUCAGCAUGGUGGCCUCUUCCGUCACCACCACCGAGAGCAUCAAGAGGUCCUGCCCGUCUUGGGCUGGGUUCUCGCUGGCGUUCUCCGGGGUGGUUGGCAUUGUGUCCUGGAAGCGGCCAUUCACUCUAGUGAUCUCCUUCUUCUCCUUGCUUUCGGUGCUCUGUGUCAUGCUUAGCAUGGCUGGCUCUGUUCUCUCCUGUAAGAAUGGUCAGCUGGCUCGAGACUUUCAAGAAUGCUCCAUGGACGGAAAGGUCUGUGUGUGCUGUCCCUCUGUUCCUCUACUCCGACCCUGUCCAGAGUCAGGGCAGGAACUGAAAGUUGCCACUAACUCCACCUGUGAUGAAGCCCGAGGGGCUCUCAAGAACCUGCUCUUCAGCGUCUGUGGGCUCACCAUUUGUGCCGCCAUAAUCUGUACCCUCUCUGCUAUUGUUUGCUGCAUCCAGAUCUUCUCUCUGGACCUUGUGCAUACGCAGCUGGCUCCUGAGCGCUCAGUCUCAGGCCCCCUGGGGCCUCUGGGCUGUACAUCCUCACCACCAGCCCCUCUCCUACACACCAUGCUGGACCUGGAAGAAUUUGUACCACCUGUGCCCCCACCGCCCUACUAUCCCCCAGAGUACACCUGCAGCUCAGAAACAGAUGCACAGAGCAUCACGUACAAUGGCUCCAUGGACAGCCCAAUGCCCUUGUACCCUACUGAUUGCCCCCCUUCUUAUGAGGCCGUCAUGGGACUACGAGGAGACAGCCAGGCCACUCUCUUUGAUCCUCAGCUUCAUGAUGGCUCUUGCAUCUGUGAGCGAGUGGCCUCCAUUGUAGAUGUGUCCAUGGACAGCGGGUCUCUGGUGCUGUCAGCCAUCGGCGACCUCCCUGGGGGCUCUAGCCCAUCCGAGGACUCGUGCCUGCUGGAGUUGCAGGGCUCCGUGCGCUCCGUUGACUACGUGCUCUUCCGCUCUAUCCAGCGCAGCCGCGCCGGCUACUGCCUCAGCCUGGACUGUGGCCUGCGGGGCCCCUUUGAGGACAGCCCCCUGCCACGGCGGCCCCCACGGGCUGCCCGCUCCUAUUCCUGCUCUGCCCCAGAGGCCCCACCCUCACUGGGUGCCCCCACAGCUGCCCGCAGCUGCCACCGGCUGGAGGGCUGGCCGCCCUGGGUGGGACCCUGCUUCCCUGAGCUGAGGCGGCGGGUCCCCCGGGGAGGUAGCCGCCCAGCUGUGGCCCCUCCCACCCGAGCCCCUACUCGACGCUUCAGCGAUAGCUCAGGUUCCCUCACCCCACCGGGGCACCGGCCUCCUCAUCCGGCUUCCCCACCACCACUGCUGCUGCCACGGUCCCACAGUGACCCAGGCAUCACCACCUCCAGCAACACUGCUGACUUCAGGGACCUUUAUACCAAAGUGCUUGAGGAAGAAGCUAUUUCCGUUUCCUCUGCAGAUACAGGUCCGGCAUGUGGGCUCUGCUCUGAAGCCUGCCUCUUCCGCCUAGCCCGCUGCCCUUCCCCCAAGUUGCUACGUGCCCAGUCAGCGGAGAAACGGCGUCCUAUGCCCACCUUCCAGAAAGUGCCCCUGCCCUCAGGCCCUACGCCUGCCCACUCCCUGGGGGAUCUGAAGGGCAGCUGGCCAGGCCGGGGCCUGGUCACUCGUUUCCUCCAGAUGUCCAGGAAGGCCCCGGACCCCAGUGGGACUAGAGCCCAUGGACAUAAGCAGGUACCCCGGAGCCCAUGGGGCCGGCCAGGCCGAGAGAGCCUCCACCUUCGCAGCUGUGGAGACCUGAGCUCUGGCUCCUCCUUGCGGCGUCUCCUGUCUGGCCGCCGGCUGGAGCGUGGUACACGCCCUCAAAGCCUCAGCCUCAAUGCGGGCAGCCGGGAGACAGGGCUCUGACCUGGGCUUCUUGUCACACUGAACACAUCCAGAUAAAUAUGGGGCCACAGACACCAGGUGGUUGGGACAGCACCCUCGAGCACCCCCUUGCACUGGCUGUCACAAAAAGAUACCUGCUGUACACCCUCCAAAAGUGUCCAUUUCCCUCUUACCUCUCCGGGCUGCUUGCCUCUGCCCCUCCGGACUGGGAGAGCUUCUGUCCUGAGCUGCAUGGGUAUUCUGGCUGUGGGGGAAGAUGCCCCUGCUUAUAGGAUUGCAGGAGGAAAAUGAAUAAACUCCUCUCCCCCCUGGCAUGAGAGUGGCUCUUCCUGAUUUGCAGGGGCGCUAUGGUGAGGGCAAAGGCAUGUCCCAGGUUAAUUAAGUACAGGGCAUGUGUGCCUGAGUGAUGGGGGUGCUGAGGCAGGCAUGAAGAGUCAGAAAAAUCCAGGUGGUUCUCAGCUCUGUGUGCCAUCUCUAGCUGCAUGACCUUGGGCAAGUUAUUUAACCCCAACUGCCUGAUCGAUAAAACAUUGGGAAGGUGAAUGUUUGUAAAUCUCUUAACAAACCAUGUAAGCCUUCAAUAAAUUUCAGUUUUCCCUUC
Messenger RNA from Lemur catta (Ring-tailed lemur), 3247 nucleotides. RefSeq names its product family with sequence similarity 189 member B (gene ENTREP3). Gene Ontology annotation, cellular component: membrane. NCBI's taxonomy places the organism in Eukaryota, Metazoa, Chordata, Mammalia, Primates, Lemuridae. Bases 646 to 2667 code for a protein of 673 amino acids. The transcript is spliced from 12 exons. The record is from RefSeq and is a predicted model, not a curated record.